Coccinella septempunctata (seven-spotted ladybird) is the source of this 2465-nucleotide messenger RNA. RefSeq lists its product as uncharacterized. The coding region runs from base 279 to 2465 and encodes 728 amino acids. The record is from RefSeq and is a predicted model, not a curated record. Lineage: Eukaryota; Metazoa; Arthropoda; Insecta; Coleoptera; Coccinellidae. The transcript has 2 exons.
UUUUUGUAAAUUGUUUGAACAUUGUAGUCGAAUGAAAUGUGAUGUCCCAAAAACUUUAUUUUAAAUUUAUUGACGAGAAAUGUUUAUAGCCUUGCGGAACUUCUUUAAAUAACCUCAAAUUCAAAGCCCUGAAGAAGAAUUAAAUUAAAUUCGAAAGCUUGGCAAAGAAUGAAGAGUUUUUCUUAAAUUCUCCCUACAAAAGUAGUCGUUAUACCCUUAUUCACAAAUUAUAUCAAUAAUCUAAAAGACUAUUAAAUAUUGAAACUUCUAUCAAUACCAUGGGUUUUUUCGAAGAAAUAACACACAACUAUGGAUCCGUAACAACAAAGGAAAUGAAAUUAUGGAGUACUAACAACAAGAAGAUGGCUGCAGCUUUAAACAGACGAAUAUUUCUUUUGGAGUGCAAACGACAAGGACUCACACCAAAACACAUAACAUCUAAUUUAAAAAGUAUAAUGGGACUAUUUGAAUACGGAAAUCAACGAUUAAAUAAGAAAAUACGGGAAUUCAAUGAUGUCACAAAGAAGAAAAUUUUAAACCUAGAACUGUGUCAGGUUAAUCAAAAAAUAAGAAGACUACAAUUAGAAAAUGAUAAAACAAAACACAGGUUACGACAUCUGCCAGAAUAUAUUCUCAAAGAAUAUCAACGCAGACUAGAGAUCUCGUUUAAUAGAGAGUUUCACGUAAUUAAAGAAGCCAAUAUAAGAAAAAUUAAUAACCUCAAAAACAACAGUAUUUCUAACUUCAAAACUCAAGAAAAAUGGAUUAAAAAUCUAUCCAGUAAAGAAUUACCGAACACAGUUAAAAAUCUUUUGUCUUUAGGAUCCAAAUUCAGUAUCCCAACUACAAAAAAAGACGUCAACAUCGAUCGUAUAAUAGCAGACACCGAAUAUAUUUUGGAAGCCAUACCAGCUGAAAGAAAAGAUAUACAAAGAGCAAAGGUUACAAAUGUAGUAACAAAUUAUAUCCAUAAACCCACUGAGCAAAACAAUUUAACUCAAGGAUGGUAUAGGGAAAGCAAAAGGUUUUUGAAAGAAAAUAGUGAUCUAGUGGUGUUGAACAGUGACAAGGGUGCAGUGACGGUCAUAAUGGAGGAGAGAGAUUAUAAUGAGAAGAUGAAAGCUAUCUUACAGUCAGAAAAUUUCAAGAGACUACCUAGAGAUCCUACCCAGACAAUACAAACAAAAUGUAAUAAGUAUAUAGACAGACUUGAAAAACUGAAAUACAUAACGAAAGAACAAGCAAAAACAAUGAAAACAUACAACUCAGUUGCUCCAAGAAUCUACGGAAAUCCUAAAGUUCAUAAAAAUGGGUUCCCAAUGAGACCUAUAAUAUCAAGUCUAAAUAGUCCAAUGAAUAAGUUAUCUAAAUUUGUUGCUGACAUCCUAAAAACAGCAUAUGAUGAAGAAAAUGAAUACUACGUCAAAGACACUUUUCACUUUGCAACAACAAUAAAUAAUUUCAAACUUCCAGAAAACUACACGUUAAUUUCUCUUGAUGUCAUCAAUUUGUUUGGGAAUUUAGACAAAAAAGACAUAAUUGAAGUGAUAAAACAAAAAUGGAGUGUGAUAAAACUAUAUACAGAUAUUGAUGAAGAACUUUUUAAAGAAAUAAUCCUGUUUCUGUUGGAGAAUAAUUACUGUGUUUUCCAGGGAGAAUAUUAUCUCCAGAUAUUUGGGUGUGCGAUGGGGUCCAAACUGAGCCCAAGACUAGCUCAAUAUGUAAUGGACCAUUUAGUGAAAAUAUGUGUAAGCAAAUUACCUUUCAGUGUACCAUUUUUGAAAAAGUUUGUAGACGACAUAAUAAUGUCUGUUCCAAAAGAACAAACACAGACUACAUUGAAUUAUUUCAACUCUUAUUCUGAAAACCUACAAUUCACCCUAGAGGUAGAAGAUCCAGAACAUAGUGUACCCUUCCUAGAUACAAAAGCUCAAAGGGAAGACAACAUAAUAAAAUUGAAAUGGUAUAGAAAAGAGACUCAUUCUAAUAAGAUGAUUCAUUAUAACUCGAAUCACAGUAUGAACAUGAAAAUUAAUGUAAUAAAACAGAUGAAGAAAAGAAUGAGUAGAAUAUGUCACGAAUCACAUGUGAAAGAGGGAAUAAGAAAACUUUUUACAAUUUUUGAAGAAAAUGGGUACCCAUGCGGAAUGUUGAAUAAACUACUUUUCUCUAGCCACGAAACAGAAGACCAACGCCCAGAAAUUGUCGAUACACCAGAACAAACUCAUUACGCUUCAUACCCCAACAUAAAUGGAUUAACAAAUAAACUGAAAAACAUAUUUAAACAGGACAACAUCAAAAUUGCUGUGUACAACCAAAAAACUGUAGGAAAAUUAUAUACAAAACUGAAAGAUCCAAUUCCAACAAAACUAAAGAGCAACGUAGUAUAUGAGUUGAAAUGUGAAGAUUGUGAAAAUAAAUAUAUAGGACAGACAUCCCAGUGGUUGAAGAGUAGAUUGGCAUAA